This is a messenger RNA of Porites evermanni, 3492 nucleotides long. The record is from the annotation of a GenBank genome assembly. NCBI's taxonomy places the organism in Eukaryota, Metazoa, Cnidaria, Anthozoa, Scleractinia, Poritidae.
CUCUAUAGAAAAACCAAAGAAGAAGCACUUGUUUCUAUUAAGAGUUGCAUUUACACCCCAGUACCAGAAAGUCAUACUAAGAAUGAUCCUGCCUGGUCUCUUGGACGAUGGCAAGCGAUGAAUUCUGACAGUUCGUUCGAUGAUGAGUCCCCUGAAAACGAAUCUGAUGUUCUUCAAGUAUACAAUGAGGCACUCAGUAACAUUGCCUCGCUUUCGGGAAAAACUGUGGAGCCCCUGACUUUCCGACUUAACUCCGAGUGGGAGGAGGCGACUAAGAAAGAAAAAGAACUUUGCAUAGAGCAGGUGAACGAAGCAUGUCGUGCUGUUUGUGACGUCAUUGCUCCAAAGGACAGUGAUAAGCUGUUACGAUCAUUUCAAGAAUCAAGAAGGGAAGUAGGUUUGUCUAGCGACCUCAAAGCACUAGUAACUGCAUAUCAGCAAGCACCAUCAAGGAGCCUUAAAAUCCAGAUACUCAGCAUCUAUGCUACUCGUUUCCCAGCCCAAUACUUGAAGAAAAUACACGAACCAUUUGAAAAGCUUAGCGACCGACAGAUAAAAAGAGCAAGAUCGCACGCCAAAAUUGUUGGAGUUGGACUGUCCGUUGAGAAACCGCUGCGCCACCGGGUGAAAAUUGAUUUGGUGAAGUUGGAUCACUUUCUGUCUUUUGUCAACCAGCCGUACUUCUACCAAGACGUGGCUUAUGGAACCAGGACGCUGAAGCUAGAUUCAGGAGAAGAGUUACUUAUGCCAAAUGUUAUCAGAAUUGUUGCGAGGUCAACGAUGAUAGAGCAGUAUUUAAAGCAUUGCAGCGAAGAUCACUUUGAGCCUCUUUCGAGAUCGACGCUGUUUAGAAUAUUACAAGUCAGAGAAGCUUCCCAAAGAAAAUCACUUCAAGGACUGGAUAACAUAGCUGCAGGAGGCGCUGAAGCGUUUGAAAGUGUGCGCAAGAUAGUAGAUGGCUUGAAAAACUGCGGCGCAAGUGGAACUUGGUGCGAUGAAGUGCAAAAUAAACUUAAAAGUGGAAAGCGCUACCUCAAGACAGAAUAUAGAGUGCAUUGCCGUGAAGAAGAAAGCUUAUGUGCUGAUCACUGCAGAUACUUUGCUCUUAGUGACUUACAAGAUCCAGAACUCAGCGAACAUUGUCCGCAUCAACAUCAAGUGCGCUGUAUCGAGUGUGAGCAACUGAAAGUAACAUUAAAGUCCAUCGCUGAUGAGAUUGAGUCGCCUUCCAUUAACUAUUAUAGCGGUGAACAGAAAGACGACUUCAAGCAUGACCUUGCCCAAGCCCAAGAAAUGAUUUUUCAAUGGAAGUCUCACAUUUUAAGAGCAGAGAACCAAGAGCGGGCAAAGCAAGAUGUACUAAAAUCUCUCCAGGAUAACUCGGUAAUGGUCGUAAUGGAUUGGGCCAUGAAAUUCUUACAGAUAAAAUAUCGAGAAAAGCAAUCCGAGUGGUUCGGUAAGAGAGGAAUCAACUGGCAUGUCAGUUGCGUUAUUUCGAAGAAUACAGCAGAUGACAGCCUCCAGGUUCAGUCAUACGUCCAUUUAUUCGAUAGCUGUGCACAGGACUGGUACACCGUUUGCUCAAUUUUGGAGCAUCUUCUCACAAUCAUCAAGGAAAAGAAGCCAGAAGUCAAUCAAGCCUUCUUGCGCUCGGACGGAGCGGGCUGCUACCACAACAACAGUCUAAUUGCUGCUGUCCACGACCUUGGUGUUCGAGUAGGAGUAAAAGUUAUGAGGUAAACGAAGAGGUUGUCUUAUGGUAAAAUAUAAAAAUAAAUUACAGUUCACCCUAAAACUGAGUCAAAGCAUGCAGCCAGUUUCAAACUUCUCCUUUACCAAUUUAGAAGGAAUCGACUACAAGUUGCAGUUGCGGCAAGGUUAUAAUUAAUGAACGAUUACGCACACUGCACACAAGAUAUAAUGAAAUACUGACUGCCAACCCAAAGAUUCAUUUAUCAUUUUUAGCGAAAACAAUUGAUAGAUGAUUGCAGCAAACCGCUUGAAAAUUCUGAUCUUUAAAAAAUUACUAGUUAUAUGAUAUCUCGCUUUUCCCUGAGUAUUUUUUCUGUUUUGUCGAAAAAGUACUUACAGCCCUAAUGCCAGCUGAACGUAGCUAGAUUUCUGGUGGUCCUUCGUAUUAUACGUAUACAGUUUAAGAUUAAACAGUUAGAACUCGGGCCUUGUAACGCUUGUAAUGUAGGUUCAAUUAUAUUAGAAAAGUACGGCCAAGGUAGCUGCGGCUUUAUUUUUAAUUUUAGGUAUGACUUUUCGGAACCUCAAUUUGGCAAAGAUGUCUGUGAUCGCAUCAUCAGCCCAAUAAAGGGGGCCAUUCGCCGUUACUGCAACGAAGGACAUGAUAUCCUGACAGCAUCCGACAUGCACGAGGCGCUUAAGGCAAGGUAAGUAAAGGGAACAACUGCUGCUGUUUGCCAAGUCUCCCAAACAACCCAUGAGAUAAAAGUCGACCGCAUCAGUAAUUUCAGUAGCUUCCACAAUUUUUUUUAUGAAGAAGAAGGGCUUCGCAUUGUGAAGGCGUAUGGUGUCGGUGUGGGUAAACUUAUUCCAUGGUCACAGCUUAUCCGUCGCACACAAGGUCCUACAUCAAUAAAGGAAGUUCAUAAUCAUGAAUUUUACCCCUUGGCAUCUAGGGCUAUUAAGGCGACUCCCAGCGACGAUGAAGGCGCUCGUGAUAACUCUCUUUUCAUGUGUCCCGAGUCCUGCUGUUCCAGGGAGUUCUCUACAGCAGAGGAACUUCAAGACCACAUUCAUUUUGGUGAGCACGACAUGAAAGUAAGCCCCGAGAGCAUGUACGACCGUCUUAAGCGCGAUUGGGCAGCAAAGUUUCUAUCUGUAACACUUGAAUCAAAAUUGUCGUUCACCGCUGAAGAAGCAACAGGCAGCGAGCAAUUACAGGAAGAACCUUGUGGUUUGGGUUGGGCGCUACAAAAACCAAGAGGAGGAGGUGCUAGGUUUUCUGAAAAUGUAAAAAGCUACCUCACAGCAAAAUUUGACCUUGGUGAGGACACAGGUAGAAAAGCCGAUCCUACCCAGGUGGCUGCUGACAUGCGGGUAGCAAGAAACACUGAUGGUGAGCGUAAGUUUCAAAGGAGUGAAUGGUUGACGAAGAGCCAAAUACAAGGAUUUUUUUCACGGCUUGCAGCCAGCAAAAGGCGGACGAACAAACAAGAAUUGGAGGAUGACGACGAUCAUGAUGACAGCUUUGAUGAAGAUGAAGUGGCAUACCUUGCCGAAAAGGAAAGACAUAUGGAAGUAGAGGAGGUUGUCAGCAAAAUAGGACUUGUUCAUCCUAUAACACAUGAUGGCUAUGACAUCUGCGAGCUCGCAAAAUUGGAUGCACUCUCUAACUUAACCGUACCUAAACUUAAGGCCAUCUGUGUGAACCUAGACCUUCCUUUUAAGGCUAAGGACGUUAAGACCACUUUAAUUAACAAAUUAAAGGCAGCUGUCAAGGAAUGUGAAUGCCACAAGUAA